Molecule: messenger RNA, 2657 nt
Organism: Pocillopora verrucosa
Lineage: Eukaryota; Metazoa; Cnidaria; Anthozoa; Scleractinia; Pocilloporidae
Source: RefSeq, a predicted model, not a curated record
AAAUUCAAAAUGGCACACACGGUGGUCAGAAUUGUUCACUGAAUUUCGAUUGGUUUGUCAUUCCCAUCCGUGUAUCCAGAUAGAAGACUUUCUAAUAAUCAUUGCAAUAGUUAUCUUACCUAGCCUGAAGUAUCAUUAACCACUCGUAAGUCAAGUAACAAACGCUGUUGUUGCCUUUUUUGGUGCACAACCUGUGAGACUCUGUGUACACGACACGACGUAAUUCUCAUCCAAGGCGGUGUGUUGGGUUCGUUUCAAAGCAUUUGCUGAAUUUUUACUUCAUUGUGGGUUAAUUCUAUGAUGGUUCGAGUUGCCUUCGUUCAUCCAGACCUGGGAAUCGGUGGUGCUGAACGUCUAGUGGUGGAUGCUGGCUUAGCUCUGAAAUCCCGUGGUCACGAAGUUCAUUUUUUCACAUCUCACCAUGAUAAGUCUCACUGCUUCGAGGAGACUAAGAACGGUUCACUUCAAGUCACUGCAGUUGGAGACUGGCUCCCUAGACACUGCUUUGGAUAUUUUUACGCUUUCUGGGCGUAUGUAAGAAUGAUUUAUGUCUCUAUUUAUCUGGUGUUCUUCUCAUCAUGGCGGAUGGAUGUUGUGUUUUGUGAUCAGGUGUCUGUCUGUAUCCCCUUUCUAAAGCUCAGCAAAGCACGGAUCGUGUUUUAUUGUCAUUUUCCUGAUUUGCUCCUAACUCAACGAAAAAGCUUCCUUAAAAAGCUCUAUCGUGCUCCAUUAGACUGGUUGGAGGAACUCACAACUGGCAUGGCAGAUAGUGUUCUUGUAAACAGCAAUUUUACUGCUGAAACAUUUUUGUCAACAUUUACAAGUCUGUGCAGUAACCGUCCACGUGUCUUGUAUCCUUCAUUGAAUUUUUCUUCAUUUGAUAAACCAGUUGUAAAGGAGGAAAUUGAAGACCUCAUACCACCUACUGCCAAGUGUGUUUUCUUGUCUAUAAAUCGGUAUGAAAGAAAGAAAAAUUUGAACCUUGCCUUGGAGGCAUUAGAUUGGCUCAGGAAUAUUAUCAGUGACAAGGAAUGGAAGGAUGUUCAUCUAGUUAUGGCAGGAGGAUAUGAUGACAGAGUAACAGAAAACAAAGAGCACCAUUUGGAACUUUGCAAACUUGCUGAACAAUACAACCUGAACAGUAAAGUCACAUUUGUGAGAUCAUUCAGUGAUGCUCAAAAGCUAAGUCUUCUUAAUCAAUGUUCUUGCUUAAUCUAUACUCCAAGUCAUGAACACUUUGGGAUUGUUCCAAUUGAGGCCAUGUAUAUGAAGCGUCCAGUAAUCGCAGUUAACAGUGGAGGGCCGUUGGAAACUGUUCAAAAUGGCGUGACUGGAUUUUUAUGCAAUCCUGAUGCCGAAUCAUUUGCUUUAGCAAUGAAGGAGUUUUUGAAGAAUCCCUCACUUAGUUCAACAAUGGGUGAAGCUGGCAAAGAGAAUGUGAUCAAGAAGUUCUCUUUUGAUGUAUUUGCUCAACAUCUUCACAGUAUUGUAACAGAUGGAGCCCAGACAGGGAGGGUGUGGUCGACAGCUUUGACAUGUUUUCUCAUGGUUGUAGUGUUCUGUGUGGCCUGUGUGUGGGUUGUCAAUUUCCAUAACGGUCACUGACAAGAAGUUCAUUACAUAAGAUAAAGUAUUAUUAAUCCACGGUAAAAAGUCACUGAUGAGAAGGUUGUUACUUUUCAACAUACAUGUAAAGCAUAUUUAAUGUGCUAUAAAAUCAGUUAAAUAAUUAUGUAAUGAUUUAAGUAGGUGACAAGUGAAUCAUUGAAGAAAAUACCUUUGCAAGCUUAUCCAGGCUGUGUUGAGAAUGACUAUAUUCAGAUUGAGGGCAUCUUAGAGGUUCGCCAUGACUGUGUUUUGCCUCUAUAGGUGUUCAUAGAGGCAAAAUUGCAAAUAAAAAAAUAAAUUUUUGCAAAUAAAAGAUGUAUCAUGCUACAAGCUGGAACUGUUUCAGAUGCUAUAGUUAAAUGAAAAAGGUUUGGUCACUGAAUUUGCAGCCUUCUUUAUUUUAUUCAAGUAAGCACUGUGGGUGCUUGUGAAAUCAAAUCAUCACCAUUUUCAGCAAGUAGUAAGUUGAUUUUGUGACAAAACAUGAAUUUAGAGAUUGUAAGGCGGUAGGGUACUUAUUUUAGGUGGGGUGCUUUUAAACUUUUCUUAUGCUACAGGGUGAGUGCUCUUUCAAGGUUGGGUGUUUAAUCAAAUGAAAAUUCUGUGUCACUAUAUUUGGUGACCUAUCAGAGUGCAGUAUAUAGAGUUGGAAUUCUUUACUUAGAAUUGAAUGGGAGACCUUUGGAUUUCAGUGUUAUUCAGAUUAUUAAACAGUGUUAGAAAAAAUUAUAGUGGGUAAGUUUCUAAAGAAACUGUGGUGCUGUGUUGGUGAGGGUUGAGACAAAAAAAGUUGGUGUUAUCAACUGAAUUGAUAAUGGUAAUUAGUCAUUAUAAAGAGUUUCUUAAGCUCAAAAGAAGGGUUAGAAACUGUUUACAAGGGCUAAUUUGCAUUAUCAAUUCAGGUGAAAAACAAAAACAAAUUAGCUUCAAAAACAAUAAUUUUAUUAUGCUUUAGCUUUAUAUAUCACCACAGGGUAUCUUUGUUAUCUUCUGUUUGCUGAUCUUUAAGCAAUAACUUAUAUGUAGGAGUCUUUGCCAGAAUAAAAAAA